Kluyveromyces lactis is the source of this 1590-nucleotide messenger RNA. RefSeq names its product chaperonin-containing T-complex subunit CCT2 (gene CCT2). The record is from RefSeq and is a predicted model, not a curated record. The transcript has a single exon. Gene Ontology annotation, molecular function: ATP-dependent protein folding chaperone; ATP binding; ATP hydrolysis activity. The coding region runs from base 1 to 1590 and encodes 529 amino acids. Gene Ontology annotation, biological process: protein folding. Lineage: Eukaryota; Fungi; Ascomycota; Saccharomycetes; Saccharomycetales; Saccharomycetaceae. Gene Ontology annotation, cellular component: chaperonin-containing T-complex; cytosol.
AUGAGCGUUCCGAUUUUUGGGGAUCAAGUUACCGAAGAAAGGGCUGAAAAUGCUCGUAUGAGUGCUUUUGUCGGUGCCAUCGCUGUAGGUGAUUUGGUGAAAACUACUCUAGGACCAAAAGGUAUGGACAAGCUACUUCAAAGUGCAUCUAACAACACUAGCAUGGUAACAAAUGAUGGUGCUACUAUUCUUAAAUCGAUUCCAUUGGACAAUCCCGCCGCUAAAGUUCUUGUGAACAUUAGUAAAGUCCAAGAUGAUGAAGUUGGUGACGGUACUACCAGUGUUACAGUUUUAAGUGCUGAGCUAUUGAGAGAGGCUGAGAAAUUGGUCGAACAAGGAAAAAUCCACCCACAAACCAUUAUUGAAGGUUUCAGAAUUGCAUCUGCGGCUGCUCUAUCAGCAUUGGAGAAGGCCGCUGUGGAUAACUCGAAUAAUAAGGAAGAGUUCUACAACGAUUUGAUCAGCAUUGCAAACACGACACUUUCAUCUAAAAUUUUGUCUCAAGAUAAAGAUCAUUUCUCAAAAUUGGCAACAGAUGCCAUUCUCAGAUUGAAGGGUUCCACCAAUUUGGAACAUAUUCAAAUUAUCAAGAUCAUUGGUGGUAAGCUUUCUGAUUCUUUCUUAGAUGAAGGAUUUAUCUUACCAAAAAGAUUUGGUAGCAACCAGCCAAAGCGCGUGGAAAAUGCUAAAAUUUUGAUUGCCAACACUUCUCUAGAUACUGACAAGGUCAAGAUCUUUGGUACCAAGUUCAAGGUUGAUUCUACGUCUAAGCUUGCAGAAUUAGAGAAAGCUGAACGUGAAAAAAUGAAAAAGAAGAUUGAAAAGAUUGCUAAUUUCAACAUCAACACGUUCAUCAACAGACAGUUGAUAUACGACUACCCUGAACAAAUGUUUACAGAUCUAGGAAUUAACUCCAUUGAACAUGCUGAUUUUGAAGGUGUGGAACGACUAGCACUUGUGACUGGUGGUGAAGUUGUUUCGACAUUUGACAAUCCAGAAAAAUGUAAACUUGGUGAAUGUAAGCUCAUCGAGGAAAUCAUAAUCGGUGAAGAAACUUUCACAAAGUUCAGUGGUUGUAAAUCUGGUGAAGCUUGUACUAUUGUACUAAGAGGUGCAACCGAACAAGUAUUAGACGAAGCUGAAAGAUCUCUACAUGAUGCUUUAUCUGUCCUUUCACAAACAACAAAAGAAACCAGAACUGUUUUGGGUGGUGGUUGUGCCGAAAUGAUUAUGUCAAAAGCUGUUGACACAGUAGGGCAAAAUGUUGAAGGUAAGAAAGCACUUGCUGUAGAAUCUUUUGCAAAAGCCCUAAGACAAUUGCCUACUAUUCUUGCGGACAACGCUGGUUUCGAUAGUAGUGAAUUGAUCACAAAGUUAAGAUCUUCGAUUUACAACGGCAUGAGUACAUCAGGUUUGGAUUUGGAUAACGGCACCAUUGCUGACAUGAGAGAACUAGGGAUCGUGGAAAGUUAUAAAUUGAAAAGAGCUGUAGUAACCUCAGCCAGCGAAGCAGCCGAAGUCCUCUUGAGAGUGGAUAAUAUUAUCAGGGCUAAACCAAGAACAGCCGAUAGACAGCACGGUCAUAUGUAA